Messenger RNA from Schizosaccharomyces osmophilus, 645 nucleotides. RefSeq names its product SNARE Vti1 (gene vti1). Bases 1 to 645 code for a protein of 214 amino acids. NCBI's taxonomy places the organism in Eukaryota, Fungi, Ascomycota, Schizosaccharomycetes, Schizosaccharomycetales, Schizosaccharomycetaceae. The record is from RefSeq and is a predicted model, not a curated record. The transcript has 6 exons. Gene Ontology annotation, molecular function: SNAP receptor activity; SNARE binding. Gene Ontology annotation, biological process: retrograde transport, endosome to Golgi; Golgi to vacuole transport; intra-Golgi vesicle-mediated transport. Gene Ontology annotation, cellular component: SNARE complex; ER to Golgi transport vesicle membrane; late endosome membrane.
AUGGAGACCUAUGAGCAGGAGUACCGUUUACUUGCAGCGGAUAUUGAAGAGAAAUUGAACGAUUUGGCAAGAACUGCUGACAAUACAGCGUCUCAGGCUUGUCAACGACUUUUAAAUGAAAUUGACGAAGUGAUUGGACAAAUAGAGAUUGAAGCCGGAAGUGUCCCCACUGCAGAGCGAGGUGCUUUGAAUGGCCGGACCAGAAGCUAUCGGACGAAAUUAGAAGAAUGGAGACAUGUUUUUAAAACUGAAAUGGCUAGUGCCAAUCGAAAAGCCCUCUUUGGACAGCGAGAUACUACAGCUGAUGAGUAUAAGGGUGUGGAUCAAGAUUAUGAUCAGAGAACUCGCUUGUUACAUGGAAAUAAUCGACUGGAAGAAGCAUCACAAAGGCUUCUCGAUUCACAGCGUGUUGCCAACGAAACAGAGGGUGUAGGAGCAAACAUUUUACGCGAUCUUCAUGGACAACGAAAUCAAUUGGAACAUUCUUUAGGAGUGUUAGGAGAUACAUCUGGACAUCUAGAUCGCAGCUUGAGAACGUUGAAAACUAUGGCGAGAAGACUUGCCAUGAACCGAUUCUUUACAACAGGCAUCAUUGCUAUUUUGGUCAUUCUUAUUCUUCUCAUUCUUUACAAUAAAUUUCGCUAA